GCCCUAGGAGUACACGUCUUGAAAGUUUUUAAGUAAGUCAUAUUUUGUAUUAUUUUAUUUUAAUUACAACACCUAUAUGUAUAUAAUAUAUAGAUCAAUUUUAGCCGGAAUGAUUAUAAUAUUAUAGUCUAAUUAUUACUUGUAUUGUACAUGAACAAAUUAUAUUAUCUGAUUAAAUUCAGACAUAAUUAUUAAGUUUAUUUUAUUUAUUAGGUAGUUAAACUAGAUACAAUUUAUUUGUAUACGUAUAGACUAUCGAUACAAUUUCGUAUCUCUUAUAACCAUUGUCAUUAUACCAAUGUAAAGUAUAUAAAGUAUAUGAUUUUUGAAAUUCGUAACUUUACUAAGCAUUCUAAAUUAUAUCAUUAAGUUAUCUAUUAAAAAAACAAAACAAUUUUAAUACUUAUAAUUUAUGAUUUUUUUUUUUUUUAAUUAUUUUUUAAAUUAAUUUUCUUUAAUGUUUUAUCAGUAUUCAUUAAUAAUUUUAACAACAAUAUUGUUUUCGCGAACAAAAUAUAAUUUAAAAUAAGGGAAAUAUUAAUGUUGUUCAAGUAUUUAAAAUUUUUCUCGAGACAAUAUUUUUAUAAUUAUAUUUUUUUCAUUAACGAAUUUAAUAUAAUCAUAAUUUUGUUGUUUUAUGUAAUAAAAAUAUUAUAAUAUCUCGGUCAAAAUUAAAAUGAUAAAGAAUACCGCGAUUAAAAUAUCGCGUACUUACAUCAUACACACAAUCGAACUUUCUAUUAUAAUGGUAUAGUAGAUAAAUUAUAAAUCUAUAAUAUUAUGUAAUUGUCAAAUAUUUCUUUUUUCUUUUUUUAUUCAAAAUAUGUAGUUUCCUACCUGACAGUUUUAUUUUUGCUUUUAUAUGCUAAAUAAUAAUAUUUGUUAUUAAACGUUACUGAAACAUUAAUUCAUUUUUAAAUGGAUUUGAAUAAUACCUACCUAAUGUAAUAUUAUACAAUCACGCAAUCGGUAGUUGAUAUAAAAUUGAUAAUUUGGUUCUUUAAAAGUAAUUUAGUUUACGUUAUAUAAAAAAAAAAAAUUAAAGUAAUUUUGUUGCUAACAAUUAUUAUUGAUAGGUACCCGUUGAAUAAUAAUUUGUAUUAUUUGCAGAAAAUAACAGUAUUUUUUUGUAUGUUAUUAUAAAACAGUGGUACCGAGGUAUUAUUUGAUUAUAUUACGAAUAAUAUGACGUUUUCUCUUUGUCAAUCGAUUUCCCGGAUAGGUUUUCAGUUACCUAAGUACUCAGCUAUAGUUAUAGUUAUAGAAAAACUACAUCCGGUAUAAUAUAUUUUAAAUAAAUUAUAAUAUUAAAGUUGUAAAUUAUUUUUUACGAAUUUUUAGUUUAUUUAUAAUAAUAAUAAUAUAAUAUUAAAACUUAAUAUUUGAUAAUAAUUAUACUGACUACAUUAUAACAUUAUAAUUAAUAAAUAUGAUAAUUAUCAAUAUCAACUAUAUAACAUUAAUAUCUUAUCAAUUAUUACAAUAUAAUUUAGGUCGAUAAAAUAUUAUUAUACGAUAAUAAUAUUUACUUAUUUAUAUGUUAUUAUUUGUUAUAAAGUGAAUAAUUGUCCAUCGGUAAUAUGAUUAUUAUUAUUAUUUCUAAAUAUAGGUACGCGUUUUUCAAGUAGGCUCCUAUACCUAUACCUACGUCAAGCACGAAUUUAAUAGUUUAAAAUAAUAAAAAGAGGAAAAAAAAACAUUUACAAUUAUAAACGUAUUCCGAAAUGCGUGCGACUGCGAAUCCCUCGUCGGGAGGGGUAGGUGUCGGUGUAAAACUGGAUAUGUAUGUGAAUGUUAGCCGAUGGGGUCAAAGGUGUGAAAAACGGAAAUCGAACCAGUAUACCGAUACCGAAUAUUCCGGUUCGGGAUCGCCGUAAAGGUUAUUGCCGAUGACAUAUUCUCCCUAUAAACCGAACGGUUUUUUUUUUUUUUUUUUUUAUAAGGGAUAUUCGUCUGGGAAUCGAAUCCAGUAUUUCAGGUUAUGACGGCGUGGAUACUUAAUAAUUAUAUUAUACUUAUAAAUCGGAAAAUAUUUAUAUUUCAAUAUCGAGUACGGCCUGUAUAUUAUAUUGUUAUGUAUUACGUAUAAUAGAAGACGGCUAUAAACUCUGAUUUAAUAUUGCAUAAUAUUAUAAUAUAGGCAGGGGCGGACACAAGGGAGACGGGGGCUACGGAGACUGAGACUCUCUUCCCACUAAGCGUGUAAAUAAUAAAUGAAAACUUGUAUUAAAAAUACAUUUUCAACGCACAUAAAAAGUUAUUUUUUUUUUACCCACCCCAUCCCCCCACUUUAUCUAAUUAUUCCUAAAUACAGAUGUUAAUCCUUAUAAUAUCAUGAAAAUAAAGAUAAUUUUUCGGCAAUGACAGCAAUAAUAAUGUUACAAUAUUUAUCCCCGGUUUCCUACCAAAUUUUAAGCACAAAACACAUAUUUUCAAAACGAUAUAUUUUUAAUAUUAUAGACAGUAUUAUUAUAUUUUUUUUUUUUUUUUCAAUAUUUUUCCCGGUCCGUUAUUUUAUUUUUUAUGUUCCGUAUUUAUUCGUCGGCCAACCUGAGUCUCGCGAAAUCUUCGAACACUAUGUUGUCCUCGUCGUCGUCCGCAAAACUCUUUUGAUAUUUCAUUCUGUCCGAACUCUUCAUCUUCUUCAGCACGCCUUUUUGCGGUUGUUUGGGCUGUACAGUCGAAUCGUUGGACGCUAUAUAAUAAGAAAUUAUUUUAAUAGUAUGAGUAUAUUGUAUACACCAUUCAUAAUAAUUAGAUAUGGUUUUUGCGGACUUACGCUCGAAUAUUACACAUGUAUCUUAUAUUUUAAAAAUUUCAGUCGACGUUUUAAAUCGGUUUUUUUUUUUUGUAAAUCGUUUACCCUGUAUACAACAAUAAUAAUAAUAUGUUUAAUGUUCGAUAUUUACCCGGAUUCGGAUGCAUGAGUUUGAACGGUACGUCGGUCACGAGUUCACCGCCCAAAGUGCCGCAAUUCAACUUUACUCUGACCGAAUACGAGAUAACGAUACCAGUCUGAUCGCUUGGGCCUCGACCUUCCGAUAUCAACGUGGACGACGCCAAAUUAACGUCAUCGUCCUACAAAUAAAACGAUUUUUUUUUAAUUUACGCAUACAUCGUUUUUUUUUUUUUUCAAAUAUUUACCUUAAGUCGUCCGUCCAGCGCGAUGCCUCUUCUAUCUUUGUUGCUGGACGCCACCGGAACCAAAUAGAACUGUUUGGUGAACGCGGCUCCUGGUGUAAUAGGACAACCUUCUCGGGUUUCCAGACUGGCGACAAAUUUCGAAAAUUGGGCGUUCACCAUUGUAAUCUCGGUGUGUUGAACCACGUACACCUAUGCCAUAAUUAUUAUUCUUAUUGCAGUCGCUGAUAAUUAUUUGAUUAAGAUAAUAAUAUUAUUAUAUCUAUUUUCAAGUCACCUUUAUGUUCUUUACGGAUUUUCUUGAGCUGUUGCUUACGACGAUUGUGGCCACGACUUUCUCUCCGUGAUAGUAUAUUUCCCGGUCCAACGUGACUUCCAAACUGAUUUUCCCAUGAGAAAACGUGAAUCCUUUGCUGAUCAACGAACUCGGCAACCGUUGGCCUCUUGUUGGCGGAGCGUAUUGUAACUGAGUAUUUACAUGGCAUUUAUACGCGUUAAAUUACCGUUAAAUAUCCAUAAAGACUAUACCUUUUUAAUGGCUAACACGAUGGUAGACCUUUGAUUUCCUCUGUCGUCUUCCUGGUCCGAAACGUACGUUCGGAUAUUGUACUCGACUCCUAAGGGCUUGCCACUGUCAUCGUCACCUGGCUGCAAAGUUACCGAAGACGGCGAAUUUGCCGGGAAGUGGAACACGAACGGAAACGCAUUACUACUACCGAAUUUCUUCAUUAGUUUUUUCUGAAUGGGAGUCAAUUCCGAGACUUCUUUUAUAGGCGGGACGAUUUGAUUUCUAUCCAGUACCAUUUCUUUGCUGAAUUUAACACCCAUAACCUCGUCUUCGUCUCGACCGUACCUAUAAGUUGUGGAUACCUGAAAACAAAAUGUAUAGAGAUUAUUAAUUUUAACGUUUGUUGAAACACUAAUAAACUUUACCAUUCCGAAAACUUUUCGUCCCUGUAAAUAGUCAUUUUCGACGACGACAACUCCGUCGAUCGGAUCUAUACUGUCCAGAUGGUCGAUGAAAUCUCGUUUGCCAACGUAAACAGUGACUUUACCUAUGGAAAAAAAAAAUGUAUUCUAGUUAUUUUUUAACGGUCAUAUGUACAAAAUUACCGUUAGGCGUAGUCUUUUUAAAAACUUUCAGCGUUGCUAUAAAAUAGAGGAAUAAAAAAGGAAUCAUAAUUAUUUAUAUUUGACAAAAAACAAAACACUUGAAUCGAAGUUCUGGUUGAAUGUGACCCUCUAGCGUUGGAAAAUGAUUGAUCGAUGGUAUCUAAACUUCCGCGUAGGGUUUCAUUUUUACCAUUGUAAUAUCGUCAUGAGAUAAUUGGUUUAAAUGAAGACCCUUAAGUUCUUUGUAAUUUGUUCCUGUAAAAAUGUCUUCGUUGAAAUUCCGAACGCAUAAAGUUUUUCUACAAACCCUCAAUUUCUUAUCCUAUUCAAGAAGCCUUUUUUUCUUUUCUUUUUUUUUAACUUAUUACAAAACUAUAAGAGUUAGUACCCCAAUCGAUGUAAAUAUUUUUAUAUUUUUGAUAAUAAUAAUGGAUAUAUUUUUUAAAAAAAAACAUGUACAAUUUUUUGAAUUAAGCCUAAAUAUAUGAAAAUACUUUUAAAGAAAUGCCGCUAGAAUUCAACGUUCUUUAUCUACGAUCUAUAAAAUCCAACAAAUAUUUGAAUAAUACAAUCAAAUAAGUGAGUAUUAUUUAUUUUACAAAAGAAAAAAAAAAUGGAAAUUUACUAUACCUUCGGUAAAUCAAUUAUUUUCAAACAUCAAAGUUACAUUGUUAUUAUUUAUUAAGGUUGUGGAAAUAUUUCAGCGUUACCCAAGAGUUAUUUAAACCAUUUAAUAUGGUACACAAACUAUAAUUACAUUAUACUAUAUUUACAUUAUACUAUGUUUACAUUCGAAAAUAUGAAUGCAAUUACGUAUUAAGUUUAAAUUAAUUACCGGUUUUAAUUAAAUUUAAAUUUUUAAUUUAUAUAAUAUAUAUAUAUACCUAGUCGUAAAAAAUGCAUUCACUUAUACCAUACGCGUAGAUGAAAUGAUAAGUAAUUAAGAAAAGUAAUUCAAAAUAAAUAAUGCUUAUUUAACUUCAACACUUGAAUAAAAAAAUAAAUUCAAUUAUAAAUUUGUUCAACACAUCUUAUAUCAAUUUAAUUUAACAGGCAAGUACCUAAGGGGAGGCUUGUGCCUGACCCAUCCUAAAAUGUGUCCGGCCCACCCAAAAUACUCAGCGGGGCCCAUUAUCCUAUGUGUUUAAAUUUAUACCACCGAAUAUCAUCCUAAUCGACUCGCAUAUAGUGAUAUAAAUUGUUUAAUGAUUAAUGAUUACUAUCUAAUACCAGAAGUGUUAUAUUAUGUAGUACAUAUUAUCCGAUAGAUAUAGCAUCAGAAAAUAAAUCUGUCAAUAAGAUACAAAAGUAUUAUUUGGUUAUAUGUUUGUAGUUACAAUAUGCUUACGAAAUAUAUCAAGGAGAGAGCCUCCCAAAUAUCGACCCACCUAUUAAAAAUUUUCUGGCUGCACACCUGUACCUAGAUGGUUAUAGAUUUAAAUAAUUUAUAAUGGAUGGUAUUUAAGCUAAAAUUAAAUCAUUUUAAUAUUAGGUAAAGGUACGGUUCAUUUGACAGUACACUGUAGUACGUGUAACGUGGCAACGUAGGAGAACGACGUAGAAAUUGAAAUUUGAAUAAUAAACUCAAACCCGAGUUAAAAAAAUUAAAUAAUAUUUCACAUAAAAUUCAAGUCCUAUAAAAAUUCUAAGUCCAAUAAAUAUUCUUCACAAAAUUAUUCAAAGUCCAAUACAAUUUAUAUAAAUCAUCAAAAAUAUUCCAAGUCCAAUAUAUUUAAUUCACAAAUAAAAACACAAGUCCAAAAAUAAGUGAAAUAGCGUGACGCGAAGUUGCUCGCAAUAGAUCGUGGCGGACUCGUCUAAUUCGACGAUAAUUCGGACGGCGUUGUGCCCCCGCAACCCGCCGUUCAUAGUCGCGGCUAUCUACAUCAUUUCGUUCGUGACGUUUUUUAUAUAUCCUGGAAUUUAAAUUAUCUAGGUAUUGAUCGUCGGUUGAUGCGUUUUUUAUGUUCGAAAACUAUAUAUUCGUUUUAACGUCUGGAGUUUAUCUACAUUUUACUCAUCGGCCGGUACGUGACAAAUCGUACAACAAUGUAGACAAUGUAUUAUUUUGUAGUUAGUGGUUUUAGGCCCGAGUUUUGCCCCUACGUAUUACACAAGUCAGUACUUUCGUAGCAUUCGGUUAUCUCCCCGACCCGAAUUCGGUUAUUCGGCUCGUUACGUUCAAUAAUGUUUCGGGUCUGCACGUGGUAUUGUCCUGUCGUUCUACCGUUUAUCUAUAGGAAAGCGUGCGGGCACGUAACAAACGAAUUUAUUUAUAAACUCUAGAAUAGAAUUUUUCAAACAAGUUUAUUUGAUUAAAUCGACUGUACUAAUAGCAAUAAUUAUUACUAUUUUAAUUUAGAUCUCGGUUUACAUUAAAUUCAAAUUAGACACCGGAUUUUACUGAAUCUAGUAAAUAAUAUAAAUAAAUUAAAAUCAACUCAAUUAAAUGUAAAUUAACAGGAUCGUUUUGGUUCUUUUUUUUUUUCAAAUUGUCCACGUAUUUUACUUAUAUAGGUAUUAUUCGACUUUACAGAUUCGAAUUCCCAAUGACGACGACUUUCAAAACAGUAAACCGACACGGUUACGCUGUGAAAUUCUCACCGAAUCGGUCGGACAUUUUGGCCAUAGCCACGACACAAUACUACGGAUUUAAAGGCGGAGGCACUUUGUUUCUGGUGACGUACGACGCCGAUAAAUGUCUGAUGACCAAAAAUACUGAAAUUUUUUGGGAAGACGGUCUGUUCGAUGUGGUGUGGAGUAGAACCGCCGAAAGUCUGUUGGUCACCGGCAGCGGUGACGGUUCACUACAGAUGUGGAACUAUAAAUAUCCCCAAGUAAAACGAAAUAAUACAAUAUACUUAAUUAACGAAAUACUCGUAUUAUAUAUUGACAAUUAAUUCAGUAUGUAAACGAUAAUCGUACCGUGUGUUUUAUAGAAACCUGUGAGAACUUACGACGAACACAAGAAGGAAGUUUGCAGCGUAGAUUGGUGUCAGAAUUCUAUCGACGACUUUCUAUUGUCCGCGUCGUGGGACUGUUCAGUUAAACUGGUAAGCAAUGAGUAGUAAAAUGUUUAUAAAAAAAAAAAAAAAAAAAAACAACAAACUUGAAAUUCCCGUUUUGUAGUGUUUGUUUGUUUGUUGUUGUUUUUUUUUUAUGAUAAUUUAAUAUAAUAUUACAGUGGGAUCCCAACAAGUAUUGUUCACUGACCACGUACAAGGGACACGACAGAUUGGUUUACGAAGUUAAAUGGUCACCGUUUUUGUCUUCGUGUUUCGCGUCGGUUUCGGGUUGGUACACUGCAGAAACGACAACAAAAUAUUUUAUAACAUGCACUAAACAUGGAUUGCGGAUUUUUUUUUUUUUUAUUUCCGAAAAAGGCGACGGGACACUGGGCAUCUGGGACUGUUCGUCGCCGUUGCGACCGAGGGCCAAAAUAAACGCUCAUCAAGCCGAAGUGUUGAGCUGCUCGUGGAACCGAUUUCAGCCGUUCGUGCUGGCCACCGGUGGUUCCGAAGGGUUGAUCCGGAUAUGGGAUAUACGGAAAUCGCUAACACCGAUAUUCCAGCUCGAAGUCAGUUGAUAUUUAUUUUUCCACUUAUAUCGCGCUGUUUAAAUUAAAUCGGACCGAAAAUAAAAUUUAAAAAAAAUUGUUUUACAAUCCGCUAUACGUGAUUUUUCCAGGGUUGCCAGGAUGCCGUGAAACGCGUACAAUGUUCACCUCACCAUUGGUCUAAAUUGGCUUCGGUUUCGUACGAUUUCACAACCAAGUAGGCGCAGUACAUAAUAAUAUUAUUAUACUCGCGUACACACGCAAUAACAAAUAAUUACAUUUUUUUUUUUUUUUUUUUUUUUUUUUUUUUAAAUUACAAUACCGUACAUACAAUACAAAUUCAAAAUAGUAUAUUGUAUAUAAUUAUUUCAAAAAAAAAAAAAAAAAAUCUCUAUAUACGUAUUUUAUAUAUAAUCAAUAUAUUAUCUUAUGAUAUAGGAUAUGGGAUUACAGUGCGUCGUCGGAACCGUGUCAGAGCCACCAAAACCAUUCGGACUACGUUUAUGGCCUGGACAUCAGUCCCCGUCAAGACGGAUUGAUGGCCGAUUGCGGUUGGGACGCCGAGGCCCGAGUGUUCCGGGCCGGAUGAGCGGCGACCCGGCGGCCUCUGUCGACCGUUUUCACUGUUGGUACGCCUGGUAAAGUACGGGCGGGUGCGUGGGCGCGGUGGCGUAGCCCAGAGCGGCGGCUUUGCUGCCGGCCUGCUGUGGCCUGGACGCGGCGAACCGGUGGGACGGCGCCUUGGCCGGCUGCUGCUGCUGUUGCGGCAACUGUUGAUAGUAACCGGAAAUCGGAUCGACCGGCGCCGCGGAUUCCUGUUCGUCGGCCUGCGACGGAAAAAUUAAUCGUUAAGUCCCCGGUAGAAUUGUUGUUGGUUUUUUUUUUUUGUUUUUUUUAACAACUUUCGAUUAACGUUGACCGGUUUUUAUCGGGGUUCUUCGAAAAAGAAGAAGAAGAAGAAGAAGAAGAAGAAAAAACGUACCUGCGGCAGAGUGAUGUAUUGGGGCUGGGCCUUUCGUUCCGGUAACCUGUAUUGAGACGCCGGCGCGGGCGUUUGCGGUGCCGGUGUGGGAAUCUUGACUUGAAUGUUGGUCGGUUCUCGGCUCACCUCGGCUUUGAAUCCCUGUAAAAUUUUGUAGUAACGCGCGGGUAAAAAAAAAACGACAAAAAGAAAAAAAAAAAAAUGUAAAAAUUUACGAAGCGAACGACGAAAAAAAAAAAUCAUUAAUUUUUAUUGUGCAAUAUUAUUAUAAUACGUCUUAUUGUUGUCUAAGCGGAAAAAAAAAAUAAAAAAUAAAAUGUACAUAAAAUUGUUAUGCAAUUUGACACCGGCGUCAAAACGAUUAUUUGUUGUUCAUUGAUAAUUUCGUAUACGCAUUAUAAGUUUACCGUUGGAGUUUACCGAAAAACGUUCGACGAACAAUUAUUAUACUGUAACGAUUGCGUUACGGACGGACGAUAAUCGAUAACGAUAACCGCGCGACUGUUGUGCGUCGCGCGCGUGUGCCCGCGUACGGGAAUACCCGGGGCGCAAUGUGUUGUUAUUCAACAACGACAAUAUCACGCGCAAAAGAGAACGUGUUCAACCCGCGCGUGCAGGUACGCGAGCCGUUUGUUAACGCGAACGGUUUCGCACGCAGCGGAGACGUUACAAAAGGAUCGGCGCCCGGAGCGUACGCGGAUAACGUACGAAACGCGGGGGGGGGGGAGGAAACCGGAACGGUUCGAAACCCACUCGUUUUCCGUACGGUUUCGAACAAGUCGACAUCAAAGACGUUACCGCCGGCGUGCAACGUCCGUAGGCGAGGCGACGGCGUUCUUCGAAGUCGACAAUCCGCUCGGAAACCGUAGGAACGAACGGCGCGGACGUUUUCAGACGGGCACUUUGUUACGGGGGUCGCGGUCGGGUAUUCGGGGGGGUGGGGGAGGCGGGACUCGAAAUCCUCCGGAGGCCGAUCCUCCGUUACACAGUUAAGCGUGCACUAUAAGGUUUGAUGUUUUUAAUUUUUUUUUUAGGAGAGGGGAGGUAACCCCCGCGCCCCGCCACCACCGCUUACGGCGGUGUUAUCGUUGCGCACGUUUGUUCGCAAUAAAUACCUCUUCGGGAUCGGCGGUGUACGUGACGGUACGGAUGAACCCGUCGGAAUCCACAACGCUGUAACUUCCGGAAAUCUUCUCGCCGUCCCUUUGCUCCUUGCGGUUGUGGUAGUUGGUCGAUUCGUCGUCGCUGAUGUCGAACGAAAACUGGUAUUGAGCGUUAGGCUA
Cinara cedri is the source of this 10075-nucleotide messenger RNA. The record is from the annotation of a GenBank genome assembly. Lineage: Eukaryota; Metazoa; Arthropoda; Insecta; Hemiptera; Aphididae.